UAGAGCCUUUCAGCACUGCUGCUAUAUCCUGCGUCUGCUUAUAGAAAGCUUGCGGAUCUCUAGACAUGGAGAACACAACAUCACCACACUCUUCAUGCGUCAGCCCGGCAGCAACCAUGUCUGCCGGCGAGAGCAGCUGGGCGAUGCACUUUGCCGACUUCCUGGCGUCAUCGAACAACAGACAGGAGAUGGAUCAUCAAGGGGGUGGAGCCUCUGAGAGUAGCUUCUCCUCUGGCUUCUCUUCCUCCUUUGAUUCCUUGGGCGACGACAACGACGACUCCUUCAUCACGUCAGACUUGAUGGAUGAAGAUGACGAAGAUGAUUCUUUGCAGGACACUGCUUGCUCUUCCGCAGCUGGCCCUAAGGUAACCAGCAUGCAUGAUAUGUGGAUGAAGUCAAUUCUAACGAUGGAUGCAAAAACGAUGGACACAACCCAGCUGGCCAAGUACUUCCUUGAUGCAGGUUCGAGGCAGCAGGCAACUGCAGGUGUGGCUCAAGAAGUGAUCAGUGGUGGAAAUAACAAUGAUAAACAGCUGUACGAGUGUAGUGAUCUGAGGAAGAAAGGCCUUUGUUUGGUCCCUCUCUCCAUGUUGAUAGAUUACCUAGGAUGAUUACUGUUCAUGUACUGCAAGAACUCUGGUUCAGUUAUAUAUAAUA
Lolium rigidum is the source of this 657-nucleotide messenger RNA. RefSeq names its product vascular-related unknown protein 1-like. Gene Ontology annotation, biological process: xylem development. Bases 66 to 611 code for a protein of 181 amino acids. The record is from RefSeq and is a predicted model, not a curated record. Lineage: Eukaryota; Viridiplantae; Streptophyta; Magnoliopsida; Poales; Poaceae. The transcript has 3 exons.